AUGCAUGUUUGUGCAUCUGUCAGUCCGUGUGUCCUUGUUUUUGCCCAUGUGGCUUUCAGUGCUUACCUCUGGCAACACAUAGGAAAGCCUGCCCUGAAUUUCCAGCCCGCUGCCAUGGUGGAUGGCUCCUUCAAGGAGAUGAAGCUUUCUGACUACAGAUGGAAAUACUUGGUCCUCUUUGUCUACCUGCUGGACUUCACCCUGGGACCCACAGUGAUCAUUGCUUUCAGUGAACAUGCUGAGGAUUUACGCAGGCUGGACUGUGAGGUGUUGGGGGUCUCUGUCGACUCUCAGUUCAUUCCCCUGGUGGGGAUCAACAAGCCUAGGAAAGGAGGCAGCUUGCCUCACCCCCCCAACAUCCCUCUGCUGGCAGGUGUAACCAGAAGCUUGUCCCAAGAUUAUGGUGUGCUGAAGGAAGAUUUAGGCAUUGCAUACAGGGGCCUCUUUAUCACUGAUGGCAGCAGUGUCCUUCGCCAGAUCACUGUCAAUGAUUUGCCUGUGGGGAGCUCAGUGGAGGAAGCUCUGCACCUGGUCCAGGUCUUCCAGUACAGGAAUGAGAGUGGGGAAGAAAUUUGUCCUGCCAGCUGGAAGUCAGGCAGUGACACAAUCAAGCCCAACGUAUACAACAGCAAGGGAUACUUCUCCAAACACAGCAAGGGUGGCACACAAAUGGAAAGCUUGGGAUGUUGGCCUGCACCUGUGCCUCUGCCUGGAUACCCCAUGCCAACUCAGGAAAGCUGCACAGGAGAAGGGCUGAGGGCUGUGGCCACUGCUCAAGGACCCCUCAGAGGGACCCUAGCUCUCCCUUGGGUCAGCGCUGAUCAGGGUGUUGCCCUUGGCCACAGCAAUGUCAUAGAGUUUCUUCACAGCCUGAUGGAACCAGUGCUUGUCGGUGUUGACAUCCACAGUGUAUUGACAACACAGUGUGUUGUUGUCUUCUAUCUUCUUCAGAGUGACUCAGUGGUCAGGAAGAAUUUGACAAUGAGAUAG
Puma concolor (puma) is the source of this 990-nucleotide messenger RNA. The record is from RefSeq and is a predicted model, not a curated record. Lineage: Eukaryota; Metazoa; Chordata; Mammalia; Carnivora; Felidae.